UUUGGAACAAAAUUAAAUAUAUAUUUUUUUCUUAAAAUCAAUUAAUGCUGUUGCUGCUCACUUAGCUUGAUGAACCAUCGUAAAACCUGUGACUCAUCACAUCUGAUCUCUAGCUCCGAUCCACCACCACCCUCUUCAAAGAUGCAAGAUUCAAUUGGUAUUCCUGCUUGCUUCUCUUCAUCUCCUUUGAAGGGUGGUGGUGAUGAAGGUGGAGGAGGUGGUGGAGCAGUGACCCGUUCAGGCCAAAGCGUUUACAUGUCCGUAUACAGAACGAAGAUCGCUGAUAACUGCCGCAAGAUCACAAUCACAUGGUGCAAGAAUCUCUUGCUCCAUGGCUUAUCGGUGUCAGUGGAAGGUCUUAAAGGAGACACUCAAUACACCUGCAAGGUUGAGCUCAAGCCGUGGUACUUCUGGAAGAAGCAAGGCUCCAAGCUCUUCGUCGUCGAUGACGCCUACGACAAACCCCUUCACCUCUUCUGGGACCUCAAGACCGCCAAGUUCAACGGCGAAACGGAACCCUCGUCGGAGUACUACGUGGCGGUGGUUUGGGACGACGAUGUUGUGUUGCUUCUCGGCGAUCUCAAGAAAGAAGCGUACAGAAGAACCGGAUGCCGGCCUUCGCUUAUUGAUCCGAUAUUGGUAGCGAAGAAGGAGCAUAUUUUCGGGAAGAAGAAGUUGUCAACGAGAGCCAAGUUUCACGAGAAAGGUAGGUGGCAUGAGAUCUCAAUUGAAUGCAAAGGCAGGACCGCCAACGACGGAGGAGAUUCCGUUCUUCAUCAUCAGCCGGAGAUGGAGAUAAGGAUCGAUGGGCAUUUGGUGAUUCAUGUUAAGCACUUGCAGUGGAAGUUUCGAGGGAAUGAGUCGAUUCAUCUGAGUAAGAUGAGAGUGGAGGUAUAUUGGGAUGUUCAUGAUUGGUUGUUUAGUCCUGGUUUAAAGCAUGCUUUGUUUAUCUUUAAGCCUGCUUUCUCUUCCUCGUCCGUGUCUAUGUCUUCAUCAUCGACACCAUUGUCUUCGUCUUCGUCCUCGUCUUCGCCUCCAUUGACAAGGACUAGUUCAGUGGAGGGGUUUAGUGUUGGUGGCUCAUCAGAGUUUUGCUUGUUCCUCUAUGCUUGGAAGGUUAUUGAAUGAAAAAUAAUAAUU
Messenger RNA from Arachis duranensis, 1140 nucleotides. RefSeq lists its product as uncharacterized. Bases 70 to 1128 code for a protein of 352 amino acids. The record is from RefSeq and is a predicted model, not a curated record. Lineage: Eukaryota; Viridiplantae; Streptophyta; Magnoliopsida; Fabales; Fabaceae. The transcript has a single exon.